Molecule: messenger RNA, 1280 nt
Organism: Williopsis jadinii
Lineage: Eukaryota; Fungi; Ascomycota; Saccharomycetes; Phaffomycetales; Wickerhamomycetaceae
Gene: MRPL22
Product: mitochondrial 54S ribosomal protein uL22m
Exons: 1
Coding region: 66-935 (289 amino acids)
Biological process (GO): translation; ribosome assembly
Cellular component (GO): ribosome; mitochondrial large ribosomal subunit
Molecular function (GO): structural constituent of ribosome
Source: RefSeq, a predicted model, not a curated record
GGAAGAACCACAAAAGAAGAGGAGAAGUGUUGUAAACAACAAAGGGCGGUAGAGAGAGCUGGAUAAUGAGUGUGAGAUUUAGACCUUUAGCUCUGUUGAAGAGAAGCGUUUUCGGUGCGCGUCCGUUCAGCUCUUCCAGCGCUGUAUUACAGGAGAAGUCGUCUUCGAUCUUUGGCGAUGUAACAGAAGUACAACCGGAGAACAACAGAUCCAAGCGUGACUUCUCUGAUUCCCUGCAGAGCAUGGGUAAUGCUGAUGAGGAGUUUGAUGUUAGUAAGGUGACUCUGAACAACGAUACAAAGCUGCAGGAGUUCAUAGGCCAUACGCCAAAGAGCGCCGUUGCGAAGCUUUUGACUCCGCUCAAGCAGCAGAUUUACGAGGCCAAUGUCAAGCAGAAUGGAUUCUUCAAGAACAACGAGCCGGUAACGCUGACAACUGGAGAGAAGUACAAGCUGAAACUCUCUGCUAGAGAGCUGGAGGCCUUGGAGCCUUCUAUGUAUCUGAAGUCUUUCAGAUUGAAGUCCUCUUGGAAGAAGGCCACCAUCUUUUUGAGAUUUGUGUCUGGCAUGAACGUCAACGAGGCCAUCACACAAGGUCAGUUCCACUCGAAGAAGAUUGGUAAGGAAGUUUCCAAACUACUGCAAGAAGGUGUCGAAGAAGCCCAUCAGCUUGGUCUUGACGCUAAGGAGCUGUACAUCUCACAGAUCUGGUGUGGUUCCGAUGGAAUGUGGAGAAAGAGGGUUGAUCCAAAGGGAAGAGGUAGAACGGGUAUCAUUCACCACCCAUAUAUCCAUGUGAGGGCCGUUCUCAAGACCCCACAGACACAAAAGAGAUUGGCAUGGGAAAAGGAACAGAAGGAGUUGAAGAAGAAGGCCAUCUCACAGUUGCCAAACGAAAAGCUGAGAUUCAAGCUCGAGGGCCAUUACAAGUGGUGAUCUUCGUUCACGCAGAAAACACUCGCAUCAGUUUUAGAAACAACCCUGUAAAUACAAAAUACACAUACUUGUAUAAAAAUAGAAGGUAUGUUCAAUGUAAUAAAUAGAAUAAAUAAUUGAGAAGUGCAAUGAUAAACAAAAAAGGGGCCGAGUGAAUAAAUAUGUGUGUAUACUACUAGGGAAAACUCUCUCCUUCAGUCGUCGUACCCUUUCAACGUUGCAUCUCUAGCUCUGUUUGGCAGAGGAUAUGAGAAUGGAACAGGCUCGUGGUCCUCAAACAAGAACUUGCGUCUCAACGGAGUCAGCGUUAGAGCAAGAAUAGGACCAGCAACACCAAUGGCCACG